Molecule: messenger RNA, 3130 nt
Organism: Chelonus insularis
Lineage: Eukaryota; Metazoa; Arthropoda; Insecta; Hymenoptera; Braconidae
Gene: oxt
Product: Xylosyltransferase oxt
Exons: 5
Coding region: 164-2911 (915 amino acids)
Biological process (GO): heparan sulfate proteoglycan biosynthetic process; chondroitin sulfate proteoglycan biosynthetic process
Cellular component (GO): membrane
Molecular function (GO): protein xylosyltransferase activity
Source: RefSeq, a predicted model, not a curated record
UCAUAUGAUGAGAGAAGCGUUUGUCAGAUGAAAAAGUGUAUCAUGUGUGAAUGAUUAUAAAAUUUAUCCAUUUUAUUGGAUCUAAAAAUUUUUAGAUAACAAAAUGAGUCGUGUAAGGAUAAAAAAUAUUCGAAUUAGUUGAAACGAGUGAAUAAAUUAAAAAAUGGCCGUAACAAAAGGAAUACUUGAAGGCCGAACCUCAAGUUGUUUACGAAAAUAUCGAAUAUUUUUCGUAAUUGUUAGUGCUAUAAUGUGUAUUCAAAUUUAUUUAGCAUAUUCAUUUUUUAUACUUGAUAAUCAAAAUGGAAGAUCAAUUCAACCAUCAGAAAUCUCAUCAACUUAUCAACAUAUUAAAAUGGAAGAUUCACUUCAACAAUCAAAACAAUUAAAGCUUCCACCAGAUAAAUCUAAUACGAAUAAUCAGUCAUCACAAAAUCGUACACCAAAAUUAAAAUUGGACAAAGAUACUUUGGGUUUUGUCCCAGCUUGUGAAAUAACUGGCAAAGAAUCAAUUAGUGCUGUUACAAGAGCUCGUACUCAAAUUUGUAAAGAAUCAAUCGUUAAUAUUUCAUGUUUAAAUCAAUAUGGAAAUUUAUAUCCUGAGCGACUUUACUCAUUAUGCCCACAUUCAAAAGGUUUUAUUAAAAAACCCACCAGUUUAGGAUGUUUUCAAGAUGAUAAAAUUAAUAGAAUACUUGGGGAUUAUUAUGCAGUUUUUAAAUCAACGAAUUCUCCAAAGGACUGUGCCUUUUUAUGUUUGCAGUCAGGAUAUCCAUAUGCAGGAACAGAGUAUUCAAUAGAGUGCUUUUGUGGAUCAGAAGAACCAUCAGCUCUUAAACGCCUACCAGACUCUCACUGCAACAUGAAAUGUCCUGGUAAUAGGACUCAAUUUUGUGGUGGUUAUUUAAGAAUUAGUGUCUGGCACACGGGUAUUCAAAAGUUUAAAGCUCAAGAAGCUAGAAAUAUCAGUCUUAAAACUGAAAAAGAACCACCAAUAAGGAUAGCAUAUCUAUUGACAUUGAACGGUAGAGCUAGUAGACAAGUUAAACGGUUGAUUAACAUUCUUUAUGAUCCAUCUCACUUUUAUUAUAUUCACGUUGAUGCACGACAAGAUUAUAUGUAUCGCGAAAUGUUGAAAGUGGAGAAGGCAUGUAAAAGGAAGAAUAUAAUAGUAGCAAAAGGUGCUGGACUACGUCAUGCAAGUAUUUGGGGUGGUGCAAGUUUAUUAACAACAUUUCUUACUUCUGCUCAACAAAUGCUUCAAUACUUAGAUUGGGAUUUUUUAGUUAAUCUCUCAGAAUCAGAUUAUCCAAUUAAAACAAAUAAGCAGCUAAUAGAUUUUCUAACAUUGAAUAAAGGUUUGAAUUUUGUCAAAUCUCAUGGUAGAGAUGUACAAAAAUUUAUAUCAAAACAAGGUUUAGAUAAAACUUUUUUCGAGUGUGAAGCACGAAUGUGGCGAUUAGGUGAUCGCAAAUUAUCAAAAGGAAUACAGAUUGAUGGUGGUAGUGAUUGGGUUGCUUUAAGUCGUAAUUUUGUAGAGUAUGUAUCAAAUCCCAAACCUGAUGCACUUGUAUCAGGUCUUUUAAAAAUAUUUCAAUACACUUUACUGCCUGCUGAAUCAUUUUUUCAUACAGUUUUAAGAAAUUCGAAAUUCUGUGAUACUUAUGUGGAUAACAAUCUUCACGUAACUAAUUGGAAACGAAAAUUAGGAUGUAAAUGUCAGUAUAAAGCGAUUGUUGAUUGGUGCGGUUGCAGUCCAAAUGAUUUUAAAUUAGAUGACUUUAUUAGAAUAAAAAUGACAAAAGAUAAAAAUCUAUUUUUUGCCAGAAAAUUUGAACCAGUAAUUGAUCAGCGAAUAAUUGAUAAAGUUGAACAAUGGCUUUAUCCAGAAAGAGACAAUAACACUAGGAUAGCUAGUGAUAUGUACUGGCAGAAUAUAUAUCAUCAUGGUGAUUUAAGUCCAUUGAAUGAUGAUUUGGUACUCACUAUAUCCAAUUCACUUGCAAGAAUAGUAUUUUUUAAAUACUUUAAAACUGCAAGAAAUAUUCAAUUGCUUGAAACGACUGCUUAUUUUCGAGAAAAUAAACUUGAAGGUAUUUUAAUAUUAACAGAAGCUACCUUCAACAUUUCCAAAUCAAACUCAAGUUUAUAUGAUAUUAAUGUUAAACGUAUCGAAGCACUUAUUAAAUUUAAACGUCAUAUUUCAAUUAAUAAAAAAUGGUUGGAUAGAGUUGUUCAACUGUCUGUUAAUACAGAUUAUGAUAAAAAAGAACAAACAUUCCGUAAUUUUUUAAACGGAAUCGGUCCAUUAUCGAAUCCAGUCUUUUCUUAUGAAUUUAAUGAUGUGCUUAUUACUCCAAAGAACUUGACAGUACUUUGGAUUCAACCAAAUGGAUUUAUUGUUGAUAUUAAUCAUCUUGAAGUUGAGGAAACAUCUUUACUUGGAUCUGUAAAACCAUCACUUGAUGAACCACUCCAAAUAGGCGAAUGGCAUGUUGUAGUAUUAUCUAAUACAAUAUUUAUUGGCCAAAUGUCCUUUUUUGUAACACCACUACAAUAUUGGAAAAAUCGUAACAUUAGUUGGAUAAAAUCUAAAGAAUUAAAUCAUGGAUCCAAUAAAUUUAAACGUAGAUUUAGUGUAAAAUGGUAUGAAGAUGUUAUUAAAAAAAUCGGAAUUCAUCAACAAAACAAAGAAUUUGAAAUAAAAGUGAAAGAAAGAGUUGUUGAUGAACUUGAUGAAUGGGUUGAUGACAUUGUUAAGCAACAGUAUACUAUUGAACAAGUUUGCUCUGUGAAUCCAAUUUUAUUAAACACAGAACGAACAGAAAGUAUGCAAGAAUGUUCGCUAACUAAUUGGAGUUCUUUAAGUCCUGAUCCAAAGUCUGAAAUUGAUCAUUUAAGUGAAACAUAGUUGUAUACAGUAAAUUUUGUGCCAUUAUUUAUAUUUAAAAAAAUAUCAUAAUAGUCAUAAAACAUCACAGUCAUUGUUUAAUAAAAAUAACGUAAGAUCUAUAUGUGUGUACAUAUAUAUAUAUAUAUAUAAAUAUUACAAUUAUUAUAUGUUUAAUUCAUAUAAAAACAAAAAUUUGUCAUUUUUGUCUGAGUUUGUUUUUGAUGUAAUCAUUUUCGU